UCCCGUUCAAUACGAAACGAAAUGACACGCGAUGAGUUCUGCCUCUGGAAAUUAGAUUAAUUUCUAUUAAAUGAAUAUCUCGUUCACUUCUACAUUUAGAAAGUAAAUUAAUCGUUUAAAUUGAUAAUCCUAAAAGAAUAUUAAGCAGUAAAAUAUCAACCAUUAAUUUCAAUUGAUUAUUCAUUGCGAUGACAAGUAUUUUUAAAAACUGCUAUCGAAAAUUGUACGUUCUCACGAAAUGUUUUAUUGACUGUUACAGAUAUCAAAAUGGGUUGUUUCGGGAGCAAAGACAAAUUGAGCAAAGAAGAUAUGGACUUCCUCAAGUCGCAUACGCGAUACGACGAGGCGACCAUAAAGGAAUGGUACAAAGGUUUUAAACAAGACUGUCCGAACGGCAGGUUAACGCCGGCGAAAUUUGUCGACAUGUAUAAAAUGUUCUUCCCGUCCGGCAACGCGGAAGAAUUCUGCGACCACGUGUUCCGCACAUUCGACAUGGACAAGAACGGCUACAUCGAUUUUAAGGAAUUCCUACUGGCGAUCGACGUAACGUCCAGCGGCACGCCGGAAGAAAAACUGAAAUGGGCGUUCCGUAUGUACGACGUUGACGGCAACGGCGUUAUCGAUAUGCAGGAAAUGACGAAGAUCGUCCAGGCGAUAUACGACAUGCUCGGCGCGUGUUCGAGCAAUCGGCCGGCGGACAGCGCGGAGGAGAGGGCGAAGAACAUAUUCGCGAAGAUGGACGAGAACAACGACGGGCAGCUGACGCAGGACGAAUUCCUCAAGGGCUGCCUCCAGGACGAGGAGCUGUCGAAGAUGCUCGCUCCUUAAUCCCGACGUCGCCGCACCUCCGGACGAGUCGUCGACGAGCGAUCGUAAAGGACAACCACGACCCACACCGACUCCCUCAGAGAACUCGACGGAAACGUCAAGGCCGCCGGCGCAACAAUAAGGCCACCACCGAAACGGACACUCGCCAACACACACGCAGCAUCGUUUACACGCGACGCGUAUCAACGACAAUUUCCUAUUAACUAUGACGUACGCUAUUAAUGGUGGCGUUCCGAUAACGAGGCCGUCGCUCGUGCCCGACGAGGAGGGCAUAGAGCCGUGAUAACGGAGGAUGAUCGAGAACGAUAGAUAAAAGGGGAGAAGCCGGCGAUUCAAACUCGAGUCGCUGUCGAUCCUCGGCGAGAGCGAGAUCUCCCGGAAAGAGAAAAGACUUUUCUCUCCAGAAAGAGGGAGAGAGACAGAGAGAGAGAGAGAUAAUCGCAGCGACGCAUCGCACGCCCAGAUUCUCGCACGGUUGACCGCGGGACCGCAGCCAACGGUGGUGUACGAUCGGUGGAAAAGAAGGUCUCGCGAAACGUGGGAAACGUUGAGAGAGUGUGGUGACAUCGUCGUCGACGAACGGAGGGGUGGGAUCUAAUUGGCUCGUGGAAGUCCUCGUCCGUUUCGCGAGCUCGCCACGUCGACGACCGCACAGCGGAUUCCGCCUCGCUCGGAUUCAGUCGUCCGGAUUCAGGAACGUCCUUCGGAGUGCGGUGACGGAAUUAACGCCGGCGAACAGAGACCCUUCCGUCCUCAUCAGAGGACAGAGGGGAGGCAGGUGACGACGUCGGCCGACGAGGACCGCGCGGCGGCUCCCGAAGCCCGCGAUUUCGCUCAACUGAUCCCGGACAAAACGACUCGCUGUCCCUUUUCCGGAUUACGGUCCCGGUCUAAUGACACACUCGGCGGAGACCGGAAACCCCGCGAAUCCUCUGAUGCGCUUCAGGAGUCGUUGAGACUUUGCACGCAGCUCCGCUGCAGGUUUGCUUGUCGCGGACGCGACCUCGAAGGUGCUGGCAGUUGGCACACGCUGGGGGUCUAACUUCAUUCUGGAUCUUAUCGAUAACUCGGAGGAGAUUCGCGUUGUUCUGUUUUUCCCCCCUCUUUUUUUGUUUGCGAACGCUUUCGCCUCGUAGUAGAAAUAAAAUUCAAGCUCGUCAAGAUUUCUUCGCGCAUCGCAGACUGCUUGAUUCGUGCGGGUACUCAAAGUGUAUACUGGCACGCCCUUACGCGCAUAAAUUACAAACGAAUCUCAAAUGUAAAUAGGUCUUGAAUUUACGUAAUUCCGAAACCGACUGCAGUUAGAUGCGAUCCGAUUUGAGCCCCGCGAAUUCUUUUCUUUCCCGGAAACUCGGGUCUUCGCACAAAGACAGCUUUUUUCUAAUUCACCGUAAGUACGUUAGAACAGCUCAAAGCCGACUGUGAUUUCAAUCUCGUGUAAGCUACUUGUUUAUCGUCACUUUAAUCUCCAUUCCAUUACUCA
This is a messenger RNA of Vollenhovia emeryi, 2311 nucleotides long. Its product is annotated as neuronal calcium sensor 2. Gene Ontology annotation, molecular function: calcium ion binding. NCBI's taxonomy places the organism in Eukaryota, Metazoa, Arthropoda, Insecta, Hymenoptera, Formicidae. The coding region runs from base 268 to 828 and encodes 186 amino acids. The record is from RefSeq and is a predicted model, not a curated record. The transcript is spliced from 4 exons.